Molecule: messenger RNA, 165 nt
Organism: Lottia gigantea (owl limpet)
Lineage: Eukaryota; Metazoa; Mollusca; Gastropoda; Lottiidae
Exons: 1
Source: RefSeq, a predicted model, not a curated record
AAGGUUAAACACAUUUACUAUAACAAGGUUCAACACAUUUACUAUAACAAGGUUCAGCACAUUUACAUUAAUAAGUACAAAACAUUUACAUUAACAAGGUUCAACACAUUUACUAUAACAAGGUUCAACACAUUUACUUUAAUAAGUACAAAACAUUUGCAUUAA